AUGCCUCACUUGGUCAGCACACAUUGCAUCGAGCCUCAUUUCCUUCGCAAUGUCCUUGAUGUUCUGAUUAUUGGGACAGGGACAGCUGGUCUCUCUGCGGCCUUGGCCCUUGGCCGUGCGCAAAGGAGUGCCAUCGUUUUCGAUGGCGCCGAGCACAGGAAUAACCUUCAUGGGAUUGCAAGUCAGGCAAUCUCAAAAUCGAUCCAGGACGAGACGAUAGCUGAGAUCAAAGCCAAGUUCAAGACCAUCAUGCUUAGCCUCGCGACAGCCGCGUCUAUUCGUGAGAAAGGCAUGACUUUCGAAGUCGAAGACGUUACAGGUCGACGUUGGAAGGGAAGAAAGGUGAUAUUGGCUAUGAGCAGCCGUGAUGUUCUUCCAGAUAUCCCAGGAUAUGAAGAAGCUUGGGGGAAGCAUAUUUUCGAUGUAUCACAAUGCCUCGAUGUUAGUAACAAAGCGACUUCCCGCGCUGCUGUGCUCAUCACAUCCGACUCUUCAAGUUCUAUUGAGGCGGCGGUGUUGUCAGCUCAUCUCGCCCACCAGUUCAGUCCCGAUAUAACAUUCCUGACUAACGGCCUUUUUCAUGUCGAGCAUCAUCCUCAAAUCAUAGCGACCAAGAAUUGUGGCUUCAAAUUAGACAACAGACCCAUCAGAUCAUUGCAACAUCUGGAAACCUCGGUGGCUAUCCAGUUCGCUGAUGGGGCAGAAUCAGUGUAUGGCUUGAUAUCGCAUAAGCCCAGAAAGGUUCUUGGCGGGCCUUUUUCAGAACAAUUAGAUCUGGAGAUGACAUCUGAAGGGAGGAUUUUGGUGGGAAAUGAGUUCCAAGAGACAAGCACACGCGGUGUUUACGCAGUUGGUGACAGUGCCAGCUUUCUCAAAGAAGGGAGUGCUGGAGCCAGCGCUGGAUGGCUGGCUGGGGUUGGUGCAAACUUGCAAAUUGCGGAGGAUGAUAUGAGUACGUAGUUUACAUUUGUUCCGAAUAUAGGAUGGAAAUAAUUAAAGAAGUCGCCGAUUCUUCCAAGUGGUGCAUGAUGACCCUUGUUGAUUGCGGUUUGACACAACGAUCCCUGUCAUCGGGGACUAGAUUCUGGUCGCCGA
This is a messenger RNA of Fusarium odoratissimum NRRL 54006, 1095 nucleotides long. RefSeq lists its product as uncharacterized. Gene Ontology annotation, molecular function: oxidoreductase activity. Lineage: Eukaryota; Fungi; Ascomycota; Sordariomycetes; Hypocreales; Nectriaceae. The record is from RefSeq and is a predicted model, not a curated record. The coding region runs from base 1 to 960 and encodes 319 amino acids. The transcript has 2 exons.